AUGGUGGAAUUCUCUUUGGAUGAUGAUGACCGAGGGUCGAGUUCAGACAAUGACCAAGAUGAGUUAAUGGAGGACGCGGAGGAUAUUGAGCAUGAGGUGGAUGUGGAUGUAGAAGCCGAUGGCGAUGGCGAUGGCGAUGGCGAUGGAGACGAAGACGAUAACGAUAACGAUGAUGAUAACGGGGACGAGGAUGAGGAAGACGAUACAGCGGAACAACCAUUGUCCCAAGUUAGACGACCUAGCCUGCCGACUACGAAUGCAAGUUCCGACGAUACUCCAACAAUGAGCCAAGUGAAUGGUGUAGGCCCUACAUCACAUCCACGACCGACUGUAACGCGCACCUCGGCCUCCCCACGCCAGGCUUCCGUUCCAGCCCAAACUCCAAAGAUGCGAUACGAAGCUCGAGCAGAAGCGCUUACAGCUUCGACAUAUGAUAUUGUUCCCACGAUGGCAGCGCCCCAAAGUACAUCGAUAAAUGCGACCACAGCGACCCCAGAUAUGCGAUAUUGGUUCACUGGAGGAUCUGAUUGCUACAUACGGAAAUACGAUGGUGUGGCAACCGUUAAUGGGAAAACGCUACUGACCGUGGCCCAAAGGCACCCAUUCGUUGACAGUGUGGUAAAGGCGGGGGUAUUGAUGAGUUAUUGGGAUAAUGAAGAGCCAGUAGCUAAGAACCCGGGAGAGGAUCCACCUCUUUCUCCGGUGUACUCCUUAGCAGUUCAGUCACAGGCUCUCUGGAUGCUUUCUGGGUUGGAAUCUGGAUGUAUAAAUCUGUACUCCGUUCGGCACGAUGAAGGGAAGAGGAUUUCAUACAUGCAAAAGCACAAAUCUGCAGUUUCGGUCCUGACUCUCGCCCAAGACGAGAAAUCUGUCUUAUCGGGAAGCUGGGAUAAGAAUGUUUUCGAUUGGGAUUUGAAUACUGGGCAAGUCAAGAGGUCCUUUGAGGGAAGCGGUGGCCAAAUUUCAGCGAUUGAGAUACGGCCUGCGUCAAGCCUUCCGGUGCCUGAGGAGUCUGGCGAGCCGGUGCAAACAAAUGGGACGUUCUCGAGUAAUAACGAUGAAAAGCCACACGCAAAUGGAUUUUCGAAUGGUGCUAAUGGUAGCGCCGGAGAUGGUAACAAUGAAGAUGCUCCCGGUUCACCAACGGAUUCCCUAUUUGGUGGUGGCAGCGAUGCUAACUCAUUAUUUGGAGAGACUGAUGGUGCUGGUGCAACGUCGGGAGUGAAUUUUGGAGACGAUGACGAUGAUUUCUCUCGAGCAAUUGAAAUGAACCUCGAUAACCGGGAACCGUUGGACGCGGAUGGCGAUCUCCCAAUAGGGAACGCCCAAACAGAAAAUGAUGCAACCGCUCCAGCGGUACAGCAACCUGUGGAACUCCAAAACGGUGCUCAAAACUCUGCCCAAGCAAGUGCGGUUUCGCAUGAAAUCAAGGCUGAGUCGUCGGUCUCUCAGGCUGCGCCAGAAACACAAGACGCUGUGGCAACAUCGGACUCAACUUUCUUGGCCGCUUCGACAGAUGGCACCCUCCGUAUCUGGGACCGGAGACAGCCAAAUCCAGUUGCGAAGAUACCUACUCGGACUGGCGUCCCUCCUUGGUGUAUGGCGGCUUGUUGGUCCCCUGAUGGGAACUAUAUUUACGCUGGUAGAAGAAACGGGACGGUAGAAGAAUUUAGCUUGCAUAAAGGGCUGAAAACUGCGCAGAGGACCUUUAAAUUUCCCCCGGGGAGCGGGGCGGUGAGUGCCCUCAGGGCCAUGCCAAAUGGGAGGCACUUAAUCUGGCAAGUACACGCAUUCCAUGUUUCUGCUUCCCAUGAUAUUCUGCGUCUCUAUGACCUUAAGGAACCUCAAGCUUUCAAACAUUCGACGGUCCCAUUUCUUAUCGUGCCAGGUCCCCCCAGGGCGGGCGUUAUAUCCUCUUUGUACAUCGAUCCCACUUGUAAAUAUAUGCUCUCCGCAGCCGGUACUCGCGGCUGGGAGGGUAGCAGCACCGAGGUCCUCAUAGGCUAUGAGAUUGGAAUCCCUUCAUAA
Messenger RNA from Venustampulla echinocandica, 2028 nucleotides. RefSeq names its product WD40 repeat-like protein. The record is from RefSeq and is a predicted model, not a curated record. The transcript has 3 exons. The coding region runs from base 1 to 2028 and encodes 675 amino acids. Gene Ontology annotation, molecular function: protein binding. NCBI's taxonomy places the organism in Eukaryota, Fungi, Ascomycota, Leotiomycetes, Helotiales, Pleuroascaceae.